AUGCUAUCCAUUUCAGUUCUCCAAUGCAGCCGUUAUUUCCUGCUUCCCCUUUACCUGCUUUUCUGCGCUAUGUUGGUCCCCAGGAUUGUGGCCUCUCCAGUGCCAAAUUCCAAUCCUCUGUACCAGUUUGAUGGGCAAGUCCGGCUUCGCCAUCUCUACACGGCCAAUGAACAGAUCCACCUCCACCUGGAGAUCUUCUCAGAUGGCACAGUGCGUGGCUCCAAAUACCAGAACCCCUUCAGUUUGAUGGAAAUCAAAGCAGUGAAACUGGGAAUUAUUCGUAUCAUGGCCAAGAAAACCUCUAGAUUUCUUUGCAUGGAUUCUGAAGGACAUCUAUAUGGCUCACUGUUGUACUCGGAAGAGGCCUGUAAUUUCCAUGAGAUGGUUCUUCGAGAUGGUUAUAAUGUGUACUAUUCAGAGGCCUACAAUCUUCCCAUCAGCCUCAGCAUGAUGGAGAAUUUGGCCCACAGCCGUCAGCUGCCCCCUUUCUCCCAGUUUUUACCUUUAGUUAACAAGGUUCCCCUUGAACCAAUGCUUAUGGACUACGAAUACGUUCAACAGGUGCCUGACAUUGAAUCGCCUGAUCCCUUCAACAUAAUGGGUCAAAAUCAGGGCUUGAGAAGCCCAAGUUUUGCCUUCAGAUAGAGCAAGACAAUGGCUGGGCCAGGGCACAAAGUCAGAUGUUUAGCAGGAUCCUUCCUAAGCUCGGCCAUCUGUGAUUUAUUGCAUUAAUAUGAAGAGUAAAUAUGAGGAAGACAGAUCGGGGCAAAGGAGCAGAACAAUAAAAGGGAUGGAUGUAAUUGACUGAAGCCUUUUGGGAUUCCCAAAUCCCAAAACAGGCACAGAAUUUCUGUUCUGUCUGAAUCACUUCAACUUUUUAGUUUCCCAUUGUUAAACUUGCCGUGUUUUUUUAAAAAACAAAACAAAACCCCAAGGUUUUAUUUCUAUUUAUCCAAAUAUUUAAAUAACUUAUUUAUUAUAUGAGAUUUAUUUAUUGAAGAAAGUUAGAUCGAUAAGGAAGCAGGAAGGGAAGGUAUAAUGUGAAAAACUUUUGUGCACAAAUGUUUAUAUAUUGUUAUUUAUAAGCAACCUUUUAUGUACAUAUAUUUUUCUGCCUGCAUAUUUAUUUCCCUUUCUGGCGAGGACCAGGCAACUGAAUUUUAAAUCUGAAUUGCAGAUAUGAUCAAGAUUUUAUGCCUAAUAUCUAUUUACCUUCCUCUUCUGUGUUUUCCUUUUUGAGUAAUGUUUCUGCAAAAAUUAAUUCAUGAGCCGUAACAAUGGAGGCAAAGAGGUUGGGGCGGCAUGUAAAAACGAGGCAGGCCUUCCAUCGCACCUGCCAUCUUGAAUUUUUUGACCCCCACAGACAUUCUCACAAUGAGGUUUUUCAAUCAGAAAAGGCCAGGUGGUUGUCUCAAAAGUCCCUUUGAAGAGGACCCCAUUUUUAAUUGCCUUGUUUUUUUUUUUUAAAAAAAACUUGUAUUGUGUUUGUAAGCCACCAAAAAAGUUAAAAGAGAACUCUAAUAAGGAAAUGCAAAGUAAAAGGCUACUAUAUUGAUUAUGAAUGUUUAUUUAUUUAUGUUAUACUACAUUGUCAUUAAAAGGACGUGCCUCUGUUGUAUGUGUGUUUCAGCAGCAGCUGUUUCUAGUUAAACAUGUUGCCGUUUUGACAAUUCACUGACUUGACACAAAUCUGCAAAUUGUUGCAUUCUCUUUCUGUUUCUUCAUUAAAAAAAAAAAAAA
This is a messenger RNA of Crotalus tigris (Tiger rattlesnake), 1740 nucleotides long. It is a transcript of the gene FGF21, whose product is annotated as fibroblast growth factor 21. NCBI's taxonomy places the organism in Eukaryota, Metazoa, Chordata, Lepidosauria, Squamata, Viperidae. Gene Ontology annotation, cellular component: cytoplasm. Gene Ontology annotation, molecular function: fibroblast growth factor receptor binding; growth factor activity. The record is from RefSeq and is a predicted model, not a curated record. The transcript has 3 exons. The coding region runs from base 1 to 645 and encodes 214 amino acids. Gene Ontology annotation, biological process: animal organ morphogenesis; positive regulation of protein phosphorylation; regulation of cell migration.